Molecule: messenger RNA, 563 nt
Organism: Eruca vesicaria subsp. sativa (arugula)
Lineage: Eukaryota; Viridiplantae; Streptophyta; Magnoliopsida; Brassicales; Brassicaceae
Source: the annotation of a GenBank genome assembly
CAGAAGUUUUACAGAGAGAGAGAGAAUGUCUCACAGUCACGGGAACGAUCCACGUCAACCUUUGGCGGCGAAGCCUUACACUCCACGACCUGUUGCGCCGGAGGAUCUUCCCGUUGACUACUCUGGAUUCAUCGCCGUUAUCCUCGGCGUCUCCGGCGUUAUGUUCAAGUACAAGAUUUGCUCGUGGCUUGCGAUUAUAUUCUGUGCACAGUCUCUAGCCAACAUGAGGAACUUUGAAAAUGAUUUGAAGCAGAUCUCCAUGGCUAUGAUGUUUGCUGUAAUGGGAUUGGUCACAAACUACUUAGGACCUAAUAGACCCGCUGCAAAGAAAUAAUCUCGUCUUUUUGAUAACAUCUCUUAUCUCAAACCUUGUUUGGUUCUUGUUUCUGCAAAUUUUAAAUUGUAAGACAGAGAUUACGCCAUAGUAUUCUAUUUUGGUUAAACUUGUGUGUUUGGCUCAUUUCUUUUAGGUGUUUAACUAAACCAGAGUUCAUGUUCAAAUGUUCUCUCAUUUGUGAUGCUCUCAACUUUUCUGUUUUUGGUCUCCAUGAAUUUAAACAUGG